GAUCGUUCACAAUUUGAUUAAGUUCGACACAUGUACUGUUUUAUGGUAUAAAAAGCGAUAGAUUUUAAGAGAAAUUGUCAGUCAACUACUUUAUAUCUCACCUCUUCUAUUCAAUUACAUUGAAAUUGAAAAGUUACGAUUAACAAAAUGACUUUAAGACUAAUCAAUUUAAGUGUUUUACUCUUAUUACUAUUCAACUAUUCCUACGCCUCAUAUUCAGAAGGUGCAGCGGCUAGUAGCAGUGCUACAGCGGCUUCUGGAGCUACUGCUAAUAGUUCGGGUAGUGGUGAUAAUACUGGUUCUUCUGGUUCAGCAGCGGCAGCGGCAGCAGCAUCGUCAUCAAACGUCAAUAAUGAUUCUCAACCAAGAAACGACCAAAGUACCUCCAAUGGUGGCUCUUCUGGAACGACAGAAACAACAGGAGCAAGUGCUAAUUCGAUGUCAGGAUCUUCAUCAGCAACUACGAAUAAAGAUUCUCAAUCAAGUAACGACCAAAGUUCUUCCGAUGAUUAUUCUGCAAAAAAAGGAACGGGUUCUUCACAGACCUCAUCAACAGCUUCCACAACAAAUUCUAAAAAGGGUUCAAUGGGCAAAACUAAACCAGACAUCUCUUCACAAGAUAUGGAUGGUUCGUCUCUGAAUGUUGAUAUGGAAAUGUUGCCUGAUACCGAUGCUUUGUCUUUUUCAAUGGGAGAUUUCAUGUCUCUUGGCUUUGGACCAGGACCUUUGGAUACAGAUGAUGAUUCAGCCUCUAAUCUCGACGAUGAUAAUGAUUCAAGUAAUAAAAAUGGUAAAAAUUCGAAAGCAAUGGCAGAAUCAACGGCGUAUUCAGAUACUGCAACAAAGAAUGACCAAAAUAACUCAGCUAAGGGCACUCAAUCUAGUUCUGAAUCUAGUUCUGGUUCUAAAUCUACCACAGGUAGAAAGACCAAUGCUAAAACAGGAGAUAAUGAAGAACAAGACCAAGAUGAUGAAAAUGAUAUAGCAAGCGCUUCAAGUGGAUCAGGACUCUUCCGUAUGAGUGGACUUGGUUCAACCAUGGAUAAUAUGAUGAAAACAGUUAAAACUGGCAAAUUAAUAUCAAUGAUGAACUCGAAAUCUAGUGAAGAAGAUGAUUCUGAUUCUGAUUCAAAAAGUGUAUCGAAUGCAGAUAGUUCAAGUAGCACAAGUUCUGGCUCACGUUCACGAGGAGAAAAAGGUCCAUUUACUAGUUCAAACGCUUCAUCGAAUGAUGACCAAUCUACCGUAGCUACAGAAACUGAUUCUAGUUCUAACUCAGUUUCAAAUAAAAAAGGUAAAGGUUCGAGCUCAGGAUCAAAAAGUAAGGCCACCACUCAAACAGGGGACGAUGGUGGACAAAACAACGAUGAUGAAACCGACACUUCAACCGCUUCAAGGGGAUCAGAACUCUUCUCUAUGGGUGGACUUGGUUCAACCAUGGAUAAUAUGAUGAAAACAGUUAAAACUGGUAAAUUAAUAUCAAUGAUGGACUCGAAAUCUAGUGAAGAAGAUGAUGCUGAUUCAGGCAAUACACAAGAUACAGAUGGCUCAAGUUCAAGUUCAAGUUCAGGAUCAACCAGUGGCUCGGGUUCUAACGGUAAAAAAGGUUCAACAGCUCAAUCUUCUGCUAGUUCUGCUGCUUCAUCUACCGGUGAUAAAUCGAAAUCAGGUAAAGCUCCUAAAUCAUCCACUGGAUCGGGUUCCGGUUCUAGUUCAGGAUCAAGUUCAACUUCAACUUCAGAAUCAACCAGUGGUUCAGAUUCUAACGGUCAAGAAAAUACAAGUUCGGCCGCUCAAUCUGCCGCUAGUUCUUCUGCUUCAUCAUCCGACAGUGAUACCUCGAAAUCAGGUAAAGCUGCUAAAUCCAACACUGGAUCUAAUUCGAGUGCUAGUUCAAGUUCGAGCUCAGGGACUUAUAGUAAGACCACUGCGCAAGAUUAUGAUGGACAAGACAAUGAUGAUGAUACCGAUAUGACAAACGCUUUUGGUAUAUUAGGAAGCAUUCCUAAGAUUGGACUUGGUUCAAUCAUGGAUGAUAAGAUGAAAACAGUCAAAACUAAUACUAAUAGUCUAAAACCAGGCAAUAGACCAAACACCAAUAACAGUUCUAGCUCGAGCUCAGCAAAUAGCUCAAGUUCCUCUGGUAAAAAACUCCGGAUCAAGUGCAAGCUCGUCAAGCGAAGCAACUGCGAAUUGAAGGCUUCGACAACAACUGGUGAAUCUAAAUCAACUCCAAACUCUAGCCCAAUUAAUAAAUCUAAUACUAAUAAUGCUAAUUCAAGCUCAGGAUCAACCAGUGGCUCAGGUUCUAAUGGUAAAAAAGGUUCAACAGCUCAAUCUGCCGCUAGUUCUUCUGCCUCAUCAUCCGACAGUGAUACCUCGAAAUCAGGUAAAGCUGCUAAAACCAACUCUGGAUCUGAUUCGAGUGCUAGUUCAGGAUCGAGCUCAGGUUCAGACGGUGCUUCUAAUUCUGGCUCUGGUGGAAACUCAAAAGGAGCUUCAAGUGGUGUAGCUAAAUCAUCUUCAUCUUCAUCUUCAUCUUCAAAGUCCACCACAAACAAUAACGGAAUAGGACAUGCCCCAGGUUCAGGAUCAUCUCCAUCAGGAUUACCAAAAAAUGGUAAAGGUAAACCAAUUGGAUCCAAUCCUAAUCCAUCUUCGAGCUCUUCUUCUGCAACUUCUAUGGCAAAAGCCAAUUCAGGUCCUAAGAAAGGCUCAAAUCCAAAAGGUUCAUCAGAUUCUGAUAUCAUAAGUUUCGAAACCCCAGUCAUGGGUAUUAAGAUGUCAGCCCCCGCCUUUGCUGGCUAAAUGAAACUUUUAUUGUUCAUGUUUUAAGAAAAUCGUUAAUAGAUAAUAAAUAAAUAUAUCCCCACAGGUUAUAAUAUUAGGGUGUUCGAAAAGUCGUUAU
Molecule: messenger RNA, 2908 nt
Organism: Panonychus citri (citrus red mite)
Lineage: Eukaryota; Metazoa; Arthropoda; Arachnida; Trombidiformes; Tetranychidae
Product: serine-rich adhesin for platelets-like
Source: RefSeq, a predicted model, not a curated record